AUGUCAAACCCGUGGGCUACAGGUAGCCGCUCCUCCGCCUCGCCUCCGUCGUCUUGUACCACCGGUGAUAAGAGAAACCUUAUCCCCCCAGACCCACCUGAUCCUCUCUCCCAUCUUCCCUUAGCUCAGUAUCCUCCUCUCUCCCCAACCAUUCCUUCCCGCCGUUCCAGAGCAAUAGCUUUCUCAACUGUUGCUCCUCUACUUUCCACCCCAAUUGUCCAACAGAUAUCUGCUGGUCUCUCUACCACUGAUAUUGCUCCCUGCAAUGUCGAUACUGAAAUGGUCUUGGAAAAUGCAUCUAUUGUAGAUCCACAAACCAGAUCUGAAGCAACUGUUGAUAACACAAUAGCUCCUCAGCCCCAAACAACAACUACUGUAGCUAGCUCUACAGAUCUGACUAAUACCUCAUCUGAAACCUUUACUGUCUUGCCGCCAAAGCCUACCUCCCCUAUCCAAACAAAUAAAGCAUCCUCCUCAACUCCAACUGUUGCUAGUGUCUGUUCUGAUGCUGCUCCUUUGCCUUCUGAAAAAACCACUGCCCCCCCUCCUCUUGCCUUUGAUCGCCCUCAAACCUUUAUUUGA
Brassica oleracea var. oleracea is the source of this 582-nucleotide messenger RNA. Its product is annotated as flocculation protein FLO11-like. Bases 1 to 582 code for a protein of 193 amino acids. Lineage: Eukaryota; Viridiplantae; Streptophyta; Magnoliopsida; Brassicales; Brassicaceae. The transcript has 2 exons. The record is from RefSeq and is a predicted model, not a curated record.